This is a messenger RNA of Gymnogyps californianus (California condor), 5886 nucleotides long. RefSeq names its product exophilin 5 (gene EXPH5). Gene Ontology annotation, cellular component: endosome. Gene Ontology annotation, biological process: positive regulation of exocytosis; intracellular protein transport; multivesicular body sorting pathway. NCBI's taxonomy places the organism in Eukaryota, Metazoa, Chordata, Aves, Accipitriformes, Cathartidae. The coding region runs from base 1 to 5886 and encodes 1961 amino acids. The record is from RefSeq and is a predicted model, not a curated record. Gene Ontology annotation, molecular function: small GTPase binding. The transcript has 7 exons.
AUGACCGCAGCGCCUCAGGGGCCAGAUCUCAGUUUUUUAAACGAGGAGGAAGCCAGGGCGAUUUUUCAGGUGCUGCAGAGGGACUCGGAGCUCCGGCGGGCUGAGAAGGACAGAGUCAGCAAACUUCUGAAGAGAAAGAAGUCUGAAACAGGGCUGCAGGGAGUGACUGGAGAAUGGUUUGAAGAAAUACAAAGAAAAAAAUUUCAGAAUUACAUUGAUAUCAAUAGAAUGCUAAAACCACCAUUAGAGCAUCACCUAAGGAACAGCAAAAACACCAAUCAUAAAGAAUUAAAAAUGUCAUCCUGCACAAAUCCUCAAGCACAAAAGAACACUUCAGCUUCCUUUCUGGGGUUCAGAUCACCGUUUGCUUGGCUUUUCUCCUUUAGAAAAUCAAGGAAGAACCAGACUCAGAAGCAACCACGAUAUGACAGUUCCGCUAGCCCAUCUUCGAAAGUGGAAGAAAUGGCAACAGCUGAAAUGUGUAAUUCCCCAAUGUCAACUGAAACAAGUGGUCAUUCUUUUGAUGCAAACCAAAAUGAAAUGAUGGAGAAAAGUACACAAGAGUGGAAUGAACAGCUAGAGAAGGAGUUUUUCAGUGUUCUAAAUGAUCUAGAUGACCAGCUGGCCCAGGAACAAGCCCAAGACCCAUUGGACAGGACAGCUUCUACUAGCAGUGCAUCAAAUAUCCAAUACAGUAGUGCAUUCCCUACUUCAAAGAGGCAGGCUGCUAGUAGGGGGCAACACAGAAAUGACUGGAGUGACAUGCCUAGCACAUUUUUCCCAGAUGGACUGAGAACAAUAAGAGCCAAAGAUGAACACAAGAUUUUCAUCAGACCAAGGAAAUUACACAGUGCAUAUAUAAACUGGCACCAGACAGCCUUUCAAGAAGAUUAUAAAUAUGGUGAUCCACUCGAUGGAAAUCCUCAUCUGCUAAGCAGCAGGCCAUCUUCCGUUUCUUUCGGACGGUCUUCAGAAGGUAGCUUAUAUCCUCCUUCCAUAACACAGAACAGUGGAUUUAGGCACAAGAGUUGUAUGAACAGGGAUACCGCUGGCAGAAGUUACUCUGUAUGUUCCCUUCGGAGAUGUCCGUCAUCAGUAUCUUCUGACCAGCUAUCAGCAUCUAGUUUACAACAUCCUUUGGCAAGGGAGAGCAACAAUGGUUUUGUACCAAGGUUUGGUCGACAGAACCCAAAGAGAAUUCCUCUGUCUUCUAUUGUAUGGAACAACACACCAGACUCUCCUGGACAAACAUCAACUCAAGAAAAAAUGUUUAGAACCCAAUCGCUGAUGGAGUUUCAUGCUACAGACCAUGGUAGAUAUCCUAGCUCUUUGCAAGAAACCAAGAAAUAUGCAUGUUACCACUCAAAACACCACUACAGAAGAUCUAUUUCAAGCAAUAAUUGCUUUAGUAGAGUUAGUUGCCCUGACAAAGCUACUUCUCCGUUGCCCUUUGAUAACUGGGAAAAUUAUCCAUUAUACAAAUCGGAAAAUAAUCUCUCUAGAUCCUACUACAGAGAUACUUCUUCUCAUGGCAAGUUGUAUGCAAACCAAAAAAAUUCCCCAUAUGGAAAAAAAGACAGCUAUCCUUGGGCUGAUAUUCCUCAGUACUACAGUGAUGAAGCGUUUAUUUCCCCUGAUGCCAGCUUUGAAGUGAUUAUGGCUAAUUUAAAUGACCAGCAGUGGGCACAUACAAAGAAUGCCAAGUUUGGUUCACAGUGCCUGCAGAACGAUUUUCACAUAUAUUCUCCAGAAAACACAAAUAUGAAAAGGAUAACAAGAAAUCCAAAUAGAACUUUUUCAGAAUUCACCGAGGGCUGUCAGCCUUGGCUAAGUUGUAACUCUUCAGUUUCUUCAUCUAGUAUCAGAACUGAUGAGUCAGUCUUUCCUAAUGCGAAGGACCAAACAAAACCUAUAGGACUGAACAGGAAUUCAGUUGUUGUUACCCAAAGAAAUACUAAGGCAGACUUUACACAACUAGAAAAGGUUGAAGGUAUGAAACUGCCAAGUGAAGACAUGCCGUUACAGUCCGUUUCUCAACAAGCAGAUACAAACUACAUCAACACCCAGAGUUUUCCCUUUAACAGCCCUGUUUCUGCCAUGUUGGAGAGUGAUGCAUCUCUCUUUAACACAAGGAGAUCAAAGAGACAAACCCAAGUCACUGCCAGAGGAGAUAUUGCAAAAGUGUAUACAUCAAAUGGUGAUAAAAGAAAUGUGCAAAUGAAGGAAAACGAUUGCCCACCCAACAGUGUGUUCAGUCAGCCUCCCUGUAUUUUGCCAGCUGAUGAAAGCAGGAAGGAACCUUUUCUUCCAAGUCAGAAAAAAUGGGAACAUGAUCUGCAUUAUGCAGCAAAAAGAGAGAGCAUCAAACAGGAUAAUCGGAGUGCAGAAGCCUUUAACCAAGCUACUCCAAAGAGACAGUCCUCACUGCUGAAUGUUGCUUCUGCUCCAUCCACUGAAAAAUUAGCAAACUGUCAAGCCAUGUUGUCCUGUCCUCCUGAAUGUUCAUGUAGCUCCUCACAAAGCUCUCCACAAGCACUUUCUCAUAAAGACAAUUCUAAAUGUGGAAAAACAGCUCAAGUGAGCGGAAUAAGUGUUACCAAAAAGAUUUCACAGAAAACACUGCAAAAUACAAGCACUUUAGUUACUAAGGACUGUAAUGGACAAUUCACUACUAGUUCUCCACAAAAUGGAAAUUCUGGAAAUAUUUAUAUGGAUAGCUUUGAUGGAGACCCCAAGACCUCUGAACAUAGUUUAAGUUAUUUUUGCCUUGAAAAAGAAAGUGGGAAAAUAAGGAGUAAUUCAUCUUGUAUUGAAAGGCUUCAUAAGCAAGACAGCUUGGUGAGACAUACCAGUAGCUGCAGCAUUACUGGCUCCCCUAGCAGAAACAGCCUCGAAUCUCCUGACCCACUUGUUAUUUAUUACACUUUGCCUAGAAAAUCAGCUAGCAUUGCUGGUAGUAUUAUGUCAGAUACGCCCAUCUCUUUACCUAGAGAAAGUAGAACAACAUAUGAGUGUUUAAGGUCUGCAGCUCCAUGUAGAGCUGAUGCCUUUUGUUCUAAUCAAAGAGAUGUGUCUUGUUUAGACUCAAAACAUUCCUUUUUAACAUCAGCAUCAUUAAAUGCUGCUACAAGUAACAAAGAAAAAGAUUACCCCAGUCCUUUAACCAAAAGUCCUAAUGAUUCAGUAAGUAGUAGUACAUCAGUUGAACUGACAGACAGAUGUAAACAUCUAAGCAGAAGAGAAUCCUGUGUGUUUUCAGAUUGUAAGGAGAGGGGAAAUUUUUUGCAGAAAUAUAAAACUACAAGUACAUUUACAGUUUGUGUUGAUGAAGAUCAUGUCAAGUAUCAUGAACUAGUUUCAAUUUAUUAUACGUUACCACGGAGGCAUUCAAGAACGUUUUGUAACCUCUUUAGAGAUAAUCCAGAGGAUGCAGAUUUACCUUGUCCCGAAGAAAACACUCAGUCACCAAGAAUACGAAACAAGAAAAACGAAGGUCAUGUGAGUUCAGCAAAUGUUUUUUCCCCCAGUACUUUGGAAAAAGAGGUGCCUUCAUAUUCUUCUGACCAAGUAUCUUCAGCUCUGGUCACGCCUCACAACUUAGGAACUGCUGUUUACAGUGAAGAAGGGAAUUCCCACUUACCUCCUAGCUCUGAGAAGAUAUGUACUUCAAAGUCAAUGAGUAUGGUACCUCAGAACAAGAAAGAUAGUUCAGCAGAUCUUUCAUUAGCAGAAAAUGUGCUUUCUGACAUGGUGACAAAAGAAAUUUCUUUUGGUGGUCCACAAUCCACUGCAAUAGUGGCUAAGUCAGGUAAGGCCAUUUCUGAUGCUUCAAGCAGCCAAAAUACAGAAAAAUGUCUAAAAGAAAAGAAGGAAAUUUUACAGAGCGCCACACCGCUAACGUCCACUUUAUCAACCCCUCCCAAGCCAAGCAGACGUUUAAAGAAUCCUUUGUAUUCUACUUCAACAAAUAAAAAUAUUAUACAGAAGGGAAACUCUGAAAACUGCUGUCAGCCCCCUAAAGUGAACACCAAUAAAAAUCUGAACAGCUUACUCCUCCACCCGGGAGAGAAGAGUUCCCUUGGAAGUAACAGUAACACAGAGUGUGCUGACGUGCCACGUCCUCCUGCGGAAGACACUUACAGGGAUAGUACCAAAGGCAAACAGAGAGUAAACUUCCUACACCAAACGACCCCUCUGUAUAAUAAUAAAUGUAGUGGGCUGCAAUUAAGGGCUGACAGUUCCAGAAAAGAUGCAAAUGAUUUAAACUCUUGUAGCAAAGUGCUUUCAAAGUCUCAGAACAAAGCAUCUGAGGUAAGCACAGCGUCCAGUGCUGAUCCACUACUGCAGCUAGACAAAGUGGUUAGCACAGAUACAGAUGAAUUAAAGAAUUCAAAAAUUAAAAAAGAGCAAAACUCACAGAGUACUCAGAUGGGUAAAGAUUAUAGUGGUUUGCAGGAAUCAGAGAGGCACAGUGAAGGCAGCCUGAACAUUAACUGUAAAGAUAAAGUCCUCAGGGUUACACAAGAUCAGAAGAUAACACAUAGUGCAGAAGAUGAGAACAAGCUUCUCUCUGACUGCACAAGAGACAAAGUCAAAGAUAUAGAAAAAAGGAAAAACAGACCUUCAAUUAAAAAUAAACUGGCAGCUGUCUACAAAACAAGUCGAAAAUUUUCAAGUAAAAAUUUACCCCCCAAACCGCACAUAAGUAACAUUUUUUCACAGAACGAUGGAAGUACCACUUCUUUAGAGGUCAACAUUGAAUCAUUGAUUUCAACUGAUUCCCAUCAGCCAUUCCUGCAGUCGGACAAUGAAAAUCAGAAUCACAAUCUGGACCCUGAUAAGAAUACGCCAAGACCAAGAACAGCUGAGAAUCAGAAGACUGAAAAUCAGAAUGAUCCUUCUUUGCUUGUUAAUAACACCAAUUGGAGGUCUUUUACAAGCUCAUACACCCAGAAGGAAGCCAUCAGUCCCAAAAAAACUACAGUGAAAGUGGAAAAUAGGCCAAGUCUUACAACCCUAUUUCCAGAUAAAGCAGUAACCACAAGAAAUAAGAAUUCCCAAACACUUGAUCUCAGGUUAGAAAGCAAAAGCCAGCCCAUCUCUUCCACUGCUACUACAUCAGACCCACUGGAUGAUGAGGGAAGAGCUAGCAGUCGUGCCUGCAGUCCUCCCUUGCCACUUCUAACUGACAAAAACUCAAACACAUACGUAAAUAGCUGCUUGCGGGCAGACAUAUGUCCAGAGCAAAACUUGACUUCCCAGACAGUGCUGGGUCAGUGUCAAAAUACCUCUCAGUCUGCUAGCUUAAAAAAUGCUAACUUGCAUAGCUAUCAGUUGCACAAGAGUCAUGCCAAAAGUCAGCGUGAGCGUCACCUUUCUGAGAGUAUUUGUGCUCAAGAUUCCCAUGAGACCUUUGCCUCGGGAAGCAAUAUUCUACUGAAAGAUGGUAUACAUGGGAAGAGAUUUAAAUCUUACUCGGAGCUGUUGUCUUGUGAUGAAAACGAAAACUGGGCAUCGGACGAUGAAAAAUGUUACAGCACUAGAAAUUUGAUGUAUCCUUCUGUUGAAUUUGGUAUAUUUGGCAAAGAACAACAGUUGGCUUUCCUGGAAAAUAUCAAGAGGUCACUCACAGAAGGGCGAUUAUGGAGACCCUGUCUUCUUAAUAACCCUGGUGCUCUCCGAGAUGGAGAGACCCCUUCUAUAAACAGGGCUGAGCUUUUGAGCUCAAGUUCUUCUGGGAGCAAAAUGUCAUCGGCUGCUUCAUCCCCGCGAGAGCCGACUGAUAUCUAUCGUGAAGACCCAGCAGCUUAUUCGGACUCAGACAGUGAUACCACCACUGAUGAUGAAUACUACCUAGAUGAGAUAGAUAAAGAAUCGGAGCUAUGA